AUGAAUAGAGGAGGAAGAAAUGGAGGACGUGGAGGUAGAGGUGGUGGUCGUGGUGGAAAUAAUGGGGUUAAUGAUGGAGAAGGUGAUGGUGGCAAUCCGGAUAUUGCAAACAUGAUCACUCAGCAAAUAGCUGCCGCUAUUCCUACUAUUGUUACUCAAAAUAACAACAUCAUUGGAGGCAAUAAUAAUGGAUGCACCUAUAGGGAGUUUCAAUAUUGUAAACCACCAGAUUUUGAUGGCAAGGGAGGAGCAUUGGCAGCCACUAGAUGGAUAGAGAAAAUGGAAGCUGUCAUGGAUAUUAGCAACUGUGCAGAGAAUCAAAAGGUGAAGUAUGCCGCAGCUUCACUGACUAAUAAAGCAUUGACAUGGUGGAACACUGAGAUACAAGCUAGGGGUAGAGUAGCAGCUGUGGGGAUGACAUGGGACGAGUUUAAGGAAUUACUACUGGAAGAAUUCUGUCCGAAAAAUGAAAUGCAGAAGUUGGAAAAUGAAUUUUGGAAUCAUUCAAUGGUAGGAGCCAAACAUGCCGCUUACACUGAUCGGUUUUAUGAGCUUGCCAAACUAGUACCUCAUCUAGUUAGACCUGAAUCAAAUAGGAUCCAGAGGUACAUCUAUGGUCUUGUUCCCCAAAUUCGUGGGCUUGUGUCAGCAACUGAGCCAACCACGAUUCAAAGUGCUAUUCAGAAAGCAGGAUCUUUAACGGAUGAAAUGGUGAGAAAUGGGUCAUUGUCUAAGGUUAAUGAGAAAAGGAAGGAUGGUACUGAGACAAGUGGGUCAAAGAAUACUGAUGGAAAUAACAAGAAGGCAAAAAUGGCAACGGGGUUGAUGGCAACGGAUGCGACUAAGAUCGGAUAUACGGGUUCUGCUCCAAAGUGUACAAAAUGUCAAUUCCAUCAUUUCCAAAAUUCACCUUGCCGUUUGUGUACAAACUGCAACCGAUUUGGACACCUUGCUAGGGACUGUCGAGUGGGAGUCAAGCAGGUGGCUCCGGUGAAUGCUGUUAACCCGAUAAAUAACCGUGGAACGUGCUAUGAGUGCGGUAGUCAUAACCAUUACCGCAACACGUGUCCAAAUUUGAACCGAGCAUGGUUUCAAAAAGUUAUAUAA
This is a messenger RNA of Erigeron canadensis, 1107 nucleotides long. RefSeq lists its product as uncharacterized. Gene Ontology annotation, molecular function: nucleic acid binding; zinc ion binding. NCBI's taxonomy places the organism in Eukaryota, Viridiplantae, Streptophyta, Magnoliopsida, Asterales, Asteraceae. The record is from RefSeq and is a predicted model, not a curated record. Bases 1 to 1107 code for a protein of 368 amino acids. The transcript has 2 exons.